Molecule: messenger RNA, 2091 nt
Organism: Fragaria vesca subsp. vesca
Lineage: Eukaryota; Viridiplantae; Streptophyta; Magnoliopsida; Rosales; Rosaceae
Product: putative pre-mRNA-splicing factor ATP-dependent RNA helicase DHX16-like
Exons: 1
Coding region: 1-2091 (696 amino acids)
Cellular component (GO): catalytic step 2 spliceosome; intracellular anatomical structure
Molecular function (GO): RNA binding
Source: RefSeq, a predicted model, not a curated record
AUGUCAUCAUCUUCGUCUUCUCUGCAGAUUGGUUCUGAGCCCAAUAAAUCAGAUCCCAAUAAGAAAAGGCGUCGUAGUGAGGCUUGGAGUCAAGAUGUUGAUGAAGAGAUUCCUUCACAACAGAAAGAUCAAGUUAGAAGUAUAACAACUUGGCCCGAGGAUGAUGAGCAAUUGCAACAACUCGAGAAGCUCCAGGAGGAUAGAAAAUCACUACAGAUAUACCGUUAUCGUGAUGCAUUGCUCGACAUUGUUCAACGCAAUCAGGUUGUUAUUAUUUGUGGCCAAAUUGGGUGCGGGAUUACUACACAGAUACCCCAAUAUUUACUCGAGACUGGAUAUGGCAAAGAAGGGAAAAUUGGAUGCACACAGCCGCAUGGGGUUGUUGCUAUGAGUGCUGCUUCCAGAGUUUCUAAAGAAGUGGGUGUCGAGCUCGGGCACGAGGUGGGAUAUUCCAUUUCUUUUGAGGAUUGCACAUCUGAAAAGACUGUUUUGAAAUAUACGACAGAUGAAAUGUUGUUGCAUCAACUCUAUCGUGAACCAGAUUUGAUAAGCUAUAGCGUGUUGAUGGUGGAUGGUGCCGGUGAGAGAACACUCUCAACUGAUAUCCUACUUGGAUUAUUAAAGGAUAUUAUUCGGUUUAGAACCAAACUUAAGGUAAUCAUCUGCACCGGAACUACUGAUCAUGUUGAAAAGCUGAGUGGUUUUUUUAAUAAAGUUCCUAUUUUCAAAAUCCCAAUACGAAUGAGUAAUGGUCACACAAUUGAAUACAUAAAGGCACCAGUAGCAGAUUACUUGGAUGUAGCCAUAGACACUGUACUUCGAAUCCAUGCAACAGAACCAACUGGGGGAGAUAUCUUGGUCUUCCUCACCGAUCAUGAAGAGAUUGAAACAGCAGAAGAAGAACUCAAGCUAAGAGCUGGCUUAGCCGAAGAGCUGAUUAUCUGCCCAGUACAUGAAUACUUACAUGUUGAGCUUCAAGCAAAAGUUUUUAAGCCCACACCUCAAGGGGCCAGGAAGGUUUUCUUUUCCACAGUGGCUAUCGAUAGGGUAAAAUACGUCAUUGACCCAGGGUUUUGCAAGAGGAAGUGUUAUAAUCCAAGAACUGGGAUGGAGUUAAUGCAAGUCGCUCGCAUUUCAAAGGCAACUGCAUUGCAAAGGAUGCUGGUAAGUGAAAGGGGAAAUCGAAUGGCACCUGCCAAGUGCUUCUGUUUAUAUACUGAUUGUACGUAUGACAAAGAUUUUAGUGAAAUCACAGUGCCAGAAAUUCAAUGGACUAACCUUGCAAACGUUGUUCUUAGGCUUCUGCAUCUCGGGGUUAAUUUAUCACAGUUUGAGUUUAUUGACCCUCCACCUGCUGAAGCAUUAACAAAAGCCUCAGAGGUGUUACUUAUACUAGGUGCUACAAAUACUGAAGGUGAGCUUACUUGGGUUGGUGUACAGAUGGCGGACAUCCCUUUGCAUCAUAUGUUGUCCAGGGCGUUAGUUGCUUCAAUCGAGUACAAAUGCUCAGCUGAGGUGAUUUCUAUUGUUGCCAUGCUUUCCUCCGGUGAUGCUUCAGUCUUUUGCCAACCACGGGACAAAGCUGUUGAUGCCGACAAUGCACGAUUGCAUUUUCAAUCUGAGAUCGUGGGGGAUCACAUUGCAUUGCUUAAAGUUUACAAUGCAUGGGAAGAGACAAAUUACUCAACACAGUGGUGUCAUGAAAACUACAUACGAGUUAGGAGCAUGAGGAGAGCAAGAUACGUUCGGGAUAAGCUUGACCAGUUGUUGGAGAAGGUCGGAAUCAAGCUCACCUCAAAUCGAGAUAAUUUGGAGUCUAUAAAGAAGGCUAUUACCUCCGGUUUCUUACCUCAUUCUGCAAAGCAGCAAAUCAAUAGAUCUUAUAGAACAGUCAAAGAGCCAGAUUCACCAAGUAUCCGAAUACAUCCCAACUCAGGGAUGGCACAAGUGCUCCCGAGAUGGGUUGUGUAUCAUGAUUUGGUGCCCACAACCGGAGAAUAUAUGAGACAGGUAACAGAGAUCAAGCCAGAAUGGUUGGUUGAAUUAGCUCCACAUUAUUACCGGCUAGAAUAUGCACUGGAUGUGGUUUAA